AUGGCGCCACCCGCCAAUCCCCUCGCCCCUCCUGCGGCUUCACCGUCUCAGCCUGACCCUGCGACUCAAGACGAACUGGAAGAUGAACUCUCGGUCCAGGGAAUUCUACUAGAGUCACUCAUAGGCUCUGAAGAGGAUACUCCUGCCAAGAGGGCCGAGAUCGAGAGUGACAUCCGACAGAUCAGACAGAGGCUUGCAAAGCUCAGAGCACCACCUGCGCCAGGUCUGUCUCACAACCCUUUUACAGCCAUGUCCGGCUUCAACAACCACAGACCCUAUCCUCAGUUCGGUGCGACCAUCAACCCCGACAUGCUCGACCCCGACUGUGAUCCAUGGGGGCACCCUGGUAGCCUGACGGACCCAUUCGGCGCGAGUAGAAAACGAGCAUUCGGUGCCCACGAUAACGAUGAAGACUCCGCGUCUGCCGGUCCUUCCAAGUCUCGGCGGACGACUCCAUCUCCCCUGAUGAGCGGCUUCUCGAAGCCUUCGCAUAGCCCAUCUAAUGACAUCCAAUUCAUUGACCUUACUAGGGACGAGUUUGUGAAGGGUCAGAGAGCGGGAUACGAGACAAUCGGCGAGAGAAGGCGAAGAGAGGCCGAGGAUGUUGCAGUGGCUAGACGCCUGCACGAUGAGAUUAACAGAUCGGAGUCCUCGUCGUCAACGCUCCCCUCGUCGGGGCCGACAGCCUUUGAUCGUAUGAACCAUCAACCAUAUGCCGGUACCCAAGCUAUUAGUGGGCUUGACCGAAAGGUCAAGGCGGAAUUCGUCAACGACCAGUCACUCGCCUCACCAUUCUCAUCUCGGAUUCCCAGUCAUGUCAAGGCCGAAUCCCCUUCAGCUCGUCACACUUUCGGCUCACCUUUCUCUUCCCGGACUUCUAGUCAUGUCAAGGCGGAAUCUCCUUCAGCAUCACACGUCCGAGAUACACCCGCAGCCGCCAAUGGAGGACACUCCGCGACAAGCGGGACAUCUGUGCCUGCCAGAAGUCGCGCCAAGAUGCCGGGAGCCUUCGACAGCGACUCUGAUGAUGACUUCUCAAUGGUUCCAAAGUCCGAAUUCGAUCAGGCAUCACAUAGUAGCAAUCUGCGCUCCCACCAGCCGUACGGUGGCUCCCAUGCCUCUUCUCCUGCUGGUCCAGCGUUGAACGGAUACAGUGCGACUGAAAGUGCCCGUUCAGCGGCUCUCAGCCGUCAGAGUAUUGGCAUGCAGAAUGGAUUGCACAACGAUGGAACUAACACCUACGCCAGUGGAUCUCAAUCCCUUUCCUUGGCGAACCCGGCAUUCCGUUCCGCUGCUACGCUCGGUGUAGGAUCCCCGUGGGACGGUCUUCCGGGUACUCGACCUGGGGUGUUAUCAAAUGGUUCUGCCAACCCGUUCCAGAACGGGGGAAACCCAUAUGGCGUCUACCAGAAUGGACUGGGCGUUCCAGGUUCCGGGGAUAGCCUUAGCAACGUUAUCGGCCGUACUGGUGGGUAUGACUACCAAAACGGCAUUGACGCUUUGGGAAACGCAUUACCCGAUCACGUGCGGAGCUUUGUAAACGACUUCAUCGAGGACCCGAGGAAGAAUGAGGAGGAGAUCAAAGAGCUCCUAGCCAAUAUCCGUCCCGAUAUGGAAAUUCCCGAGGAGGAUCGAGAGCAGACUCCAGAGGAGCUCAAGUAUCCCCUUUACAGACACCAGCAAGUGGCACUUUCUUGGAUGAAAAGAAUGGAAGCCGACGAGAAGAAGCUUGGUGGCAUUUUGGCCGACGACAUGGGCCUCGGCAAGACCAUUUCAAGCCUUGCUCUCAUGGUCACCAAUAAGGCGCAGCGCCCUCCUGCUCCCGGCAAACGUUUUGUCAAGACUACCCUCAUCGUUGGGCCGCUGGCGCUGAUCCGCCAGUGGGAGCGCGAAAUCCAGAAGAAGAUCAAGUCACGCUACUCUCUCAGUACCUAUAUACACCACGGCAGGAAGACAAACUAUGACCAACUCCGCACCUACGAUGUCGUCCUCACUACCUACGGGACGCUUGGUGCUGAGCUUGGAAAACUGGACAAGCACACAAGGGACGCAACGGCGAAGGAGGGCGGUUACGUGGACAACGCUCAUCUGUCGCAUCUCUGCCCGUUGAUUGGCCCCUCGAGUAUGUUCUACCGCGUCAUUCUGGAUGAGGCCCAAUGCAUCAAGAAUGCCAACACGAAGACUGCGAAAGCAGCCAACCACCUCAAAGCGCAGUAUCGGUGGUGUCUUUCCGGCACUCCAAUGAUGAACAAUGUCUCGGAGCUGUUUUCGUUGAUCCAAUUCUUGAGGAUCAAGCCUUACUGCAACCGGGAGAGGUUCCGCCGAACAUUCGGGUGCCUCAGCGCUGAGCGAAGCAAUGGCAAUAGAGAUGAGUCGAUGCGGGCUCUCCAAGCGCUCCUCAAGGCUAUCAUGCUUCGGCGUAGUAAGACUUCACAGCUAGAUGGGAAACCCAUCAUCGAACUUCCGGACAAGAUCGAGGAAGCAGUCCACGUGGUCUUUUCUGAUGACGAGCAGCAGUAUUAUCAAGACCUGGAGAAGAACAGUCGUGUCCAGUUCAACAAGUACUUGCGGCAAGGCACCGUUGGAAAACACUACGCACAUGUUCUCGUCCUCCUGCUUCGACUACGACAAGCCUGUUGCCACCCCUACCUUCACAUCACCGAUCUGGAAUUCGCUAACAACGAAGUUCCCGAGGAUGCUAUGAUUGCUCUUGCCCAGACCUUAACUCCCGAGGUGAUCAGGCGUAUCCGGGAGGUUGACGGGUUUGAGUGCCCCAUAUGCAUGGAUGCCGUCGAGAACCCCUCCAUCAUGCUCCCCUGCGGUCAUGACGUUUGUUCUGCAUGCUUUCUCCGACUUACCGAGGGCGCUGCGCAACAGAACCUCCAAGCUGGCCAGGAGAGUGGAAACAUGCAUUGUCCGGAAUGUCGUGGUGAUGUCAGCACUCAAAAGAUCAUCACCUACGACAUAUUCAAGAAGGUACAUAUGCCUGAGACGGUCGAAGAGGAGGCACCAGUCGAUGAUGACGAGACUGCAAGCGACACCGACUCUGACGCAACCGAAUCUGAAUCGGAGCAGGCAGACGAUGCUGACCGUCGCGGUAACCUUAGGGGGUUUGUCGUGGCGGACGAUGACGAGGGUUCCGAUAGCGACGAGUCCCGAAGGAAGUCCACGGGCAAGAAAGCCACGCCUGAUGAGGAUGACGACCAGAUUAGUGAUCUGGAGGAUAUCAGCCAGGCCGUGGAGCGAGCGAGCAAGAUGAAGUCCGGGAAAAAGGCGAAGAAGUCCAAGUCCCAACGCAAGGGAAAGGGCAAGGAGAAGGAGAAGGAGGAGGAAGUUAAGCCCCACAUGCUUAAGCAGCUGCGAAAAGAGGCCAGUCGCAAUAAGGAAGCACACGACCGCUACAUGAGGUACCUAAAGAAGAUAUGGCUGCCUUCAGCCAAGGUCAACCAGUGCCGCGACUUGAUCGCCGAGAUCCAGAAGACGGACGAGAAGACCAUUGUGUUCUCGCAGUGGACCAUUCUCCUAGAUCUGCUGGAGGUCCCGAUCAAGUAUGAGCUCGGCCUUGGCUAUCGUCGCUACGACGGCGGCAUGUCAUCUUUGGCGCGAGAUAACGCUGCUCGUGACUUCAUGGAAAACUCUGACGUCAAGGUCAUCUUGAUCUCGUUGAAAGCCGGCAAUGCUGGUCUCAACCUCACGGCAGCGUCGCGUAUCAUCAUCAUGGACCCCUUUUGGAACCCCUACAUCGAGAUGCAGGCUAUUGAUCGCGCUCACCGCAUUGGCCAGUCGAAGCCGGUCAGGGUCCAUCGCAUCCUUAUUAAGGAGACGGUGGAAGAUCGCAUCGUCGCCUUGCAGGAGAGAAAACGAGAGCUGGUUGACGCGGCACUGAGUGAGAAAGCGUCGCAGUCCAUUGGACGUCUUAGUGCAGACGACCUGGCCUACCUCUUUGGUGUUCGAGGUGUUCGUUGA
Molecule: messenger RNA, 3966 nt
Organism: Anthostomella pinea
Lineage: Eukaryota; Fungi; Ascomycota; Sordariomycetes; Xylariales; Xylariaceae
Source: the annotation of a GenBank genome assembly